Messenger RNA from Linum trigynum, 1560 nucleotides. Lineage: Eukaryota; Viridiplantae; Streptophyta; Magnoliopsida; Malpighiales; Linaceae. The record is from the annotation of a GenBank genome assembly.
CAAUUCAUUAUUACUUUUGAAAUUUUCUUCCAGUCUCACCAUCCUUUCUAUCAUCUUUAUCUCUCUAAAGACCAAACAAUGACAAGCAAGAGAGGAGAGGGUUGGAAAGUGGAGGAAGAUGUGAACUUGUGCAAUUCUUGGGUUAUGAUAUCAGAAGAUGGAGCUGUGGGCGCUAAUCAAAGACUCUCAAAGCUUUGGGAUAGAGUGGCGACGCAAUUUCAAGUGAAUGAUCCCACUACAACUCGUACUAUCAAAAGCAUGAGUAAUCGAAUGAGCCUCAUCACCAAAUUCUGCAAAUGUUUGAAUUCAGCUAUCCAAAGGGCAGAGAGGAAUCAAUCAAGUGGCACGAAUCAACAAGAUGUGGUAUGAAUUCUCUGUCACCAUCACUGUUAUUUUCUAACUCAUUUAUUAGUAUGAAUUCUACUUUCUAACUCCUUUUUCAUCUCAUUCAUUAAUACGUAUAGGAGUAUAUGGCAGAACAGCUUUAUAAAAGUGAGACAGGAGAAAAGGGUUGGAAUUUUAGUCAUUGUUGGCGGAUUUUGAAAAAAUGUCAAAAAUUUCAUGCCCUGUUAACAAUGUCGUCUUCACAUCAAAGCCGCAUAAGUCAAGGUUCUGAUGGUUCUCCCAUGUGUCGUGGUUAUCAAUCAACCCCACCGACAGACCUCAAUGACACAGAAGGAGACGAAGAAACUCCACCCUUCGUAGGAGAAACUCCACCCUUCGUCGAAGAAACUCCACCCUUCGUCAUAUCUCGUCCUGCUGGACGCGACAAACAAAAGGCGGCUAAGAAGAAAGGAAAGGGGGUUGCUGAGCCAUCAGAGAGCUACACUGCUCAAUUGUUGGACUAUGGAAGUGAGUUGAAGGAGAGGCAUGCUUCGAGGGCUGAGUAUGAGCGAAAAAGGAUGGAAUUCCAAGAAAAAAAAUCGAAGCGCGACGAAGAAAGGUGGAAUCUUGAGAAAAGGGAGAGGGAACAAAAGUGGGAAGUUGAAAAAAGAGAGAGGGAAGCGGCACUAUUUCGGAACAACGUUGAUCUUCUUGAAAGUGAUUUGUCGAAGUUGACACCAAGAAAGAGGCAGUAUUACAAAACUCAGCAAAACAUUGUUCUAGGGUAUGAUCAAGAUGAUCCCAACUCUGUUCCCAACUACUCAUCUAACGCAAAUCAGACCGGGGGAGGAGAUGAGAGUGGAGGAGAUGAGAGUGGAGGAGGAGGUUAUGGGAAUUACUAUUCUCUGCUAGGCGAUUAUUGACAUGUUAUGUGUUUCAUCUUUAUCAUUUCAAGUGUUGUGUGUUAUCUUUAACCUUUAUCAUUAUCAAGUGUUGUGUGUAACCAAUCAGUUGUAUCAUUUGAACUAUUAUGUGAACUCUUUCAACUUUAUCAUUUUCAAGUGUUGUGUGUAAACUCUAAUUAGGUCAAUCAUUUUUUGCAAAAAAAAAAAUUUGGUCUCGGAAUUUAAAAAAAUUCUAUCGAAAAAAUUGUAUUUGAAAAUGAUGACGAACUACACAAAUAUUAUUAUGAACAAAUUAUAUUAAUGCUUCCAUAAAUACAUUUUUAAGUAAAUG